Molecule: messenger RNA, 1881 nt
Organism: Symbiodinium natans
Lineage: Eukaryota; Dinophyceae; Suessiales; Symbiodiniaceae
Source: the annotation of a GenBank genome assembly
AUGCAGUUGCCUGGCAUCGGGAGGCUGGUGAUGCAGCUGGUGGUGCAGCUGCAUCGGCAGGCGUCGCGAGCUCUUUGUGGAGCCCGGCACGCCGGGAACGACGAGCAAUGCACCGUGGCACUGCAGGAUUUCGCCGUGCUUAGCGCCUUUGCCCGCGACGUCGCGACAGCCCUCCGCGCUCUCGCAAGCCGCCCUUUCCGGCUGACGGCCUUCGUGCUCCUGUCGCGGCUCUGCAAGGAGAGGGAGACCGUUUGCCGGAUGCAGAGGCAGGAGCGCCGGCCACAGGCCCUUCGCACAAUGCAGCCCCGACUACGCAAGGCUUCUCAUUGGAACUCACAGACGGACGCUUUGCCUCAACAGCUGUUCGGCUCUGCCGACUGGCCCGGGAUGCAGGGACCGAGCGCGAGGUGUCUCCGCUUUAUUGCUUUAUCCCUUAGCAUCACCACGGACUGCGACUGGGGAUGCCCCCUUGCACAUCCCACGGCACCUCUGCGCCAGGGCCUCCAAACCUCUCUGAUCCGCUUGAUGGCGGCGGUGUCUCGCUGGGCUGUCGAGGGAACCAUGGAGGUCGCGGAGGCCGAAAAAGUGCUUCGUGAAAGCCUCGAGGCUUUCGGGGCCCUCCAGGAGUUGCACCGUGGUGUCCCUCCGCUCCAAAUCCAGGCGGAGCUCGGUGCGGGUUUGCCCACGCUGCUGCGCUUCGUUGCAAGGCUCGGCACUUCGCUUGGCCCCUCGCUUGCGAAGCUUCUGGAGUUCACCUUGGCAGAGCACAGUGCUGCAUUGCUGCUCCCGCGACUGCCUUCGCUUACGGCAUGUCUUUUGCUGGCCACGGAGAAGGGCUCUUGGAGCCUUCGGCCUUUGGCCUGCGCCGUCCGCCGCUUUGGCGAGGCACCCAUGCGCUGUCCGCCAGGCUUCGAUGCGGCUUGGCUUCAGGCAGCUCUGGCGGAUGCAGAUGCAUGCGGCCCCCUUGCCGAGUUGGUGCCCGCCUUGUGCGGGGCCAGUGUGAUCUCUUCCUCCGGCACCUUGGCAUCCGCGCUGAAGGCCGGUCCGUGGAGUGCCACAUCGCCGUUUGCGGAGGCUCUCUUGGCCAAAGCUGAGCUGCAGGAGAAGCCCCGUAUCCUGGCAGAGCUGCUCUCGAAGAACGCAGGUGUGGCAAAUCCGCAGAGCUGGCGCUUGCUGCUCCGGGCGCUCGACACCUUCGGCGAGGUGGAGCUACUGCAGGAGUUGCUGACAUCGCCAGGGUACGGGGCUCCGGCACAGCGCGCAGCGCUGUGGCUGGCCCUGGCCAGGGCUCUGCGUCGCCGCCUCGAACACCGCCCUGAGCCUCAAAGCGAGGCUGCCUGGCAACGGUAUCUGUGCAAGCUUCUCAGGGUAAUGGACGAAGAGGCCUCGUCUUGUGCCUCCACGCAGUGGGCCUCACUCGCCUCUGCGCUGACUGCCCUGAUCGCGGCCAGCUUGCUGGCAGGUGAAGAAGGUGGUGAAGAGGUGGACCGGGCCCAGCAAAAAAAGCUGUUGUGCUGCCGUGCCAAUGCUGGAUCCGGCGUCUUGACUCGGAAGCGAAUGGAGAUUCGAUCUGUGCUCCCUCCAUGUUGUCUCAGGUCCCUGGCAGCGCUGCCAUCGCCCUUGGAAUCGGCUCCGAACUUCCUUCGCCGCCGCCCCGUCUUUGGCCGCACGUCACGAACGCGCCGUGCGGUCCAGGUGGGGCACUGCGCAAUCGCGGCUGUUGCCUCCGUGCUCGAUUUCCUGGAUGUAAUCCUGACAGGUGCCUUGCCUGAGAACUUGGAUCAGCUCAGGCACAGCGACUUCGACUUCUGCCCGCUGCCCGCGCUGCAGCACCGAAAUGCCGCUUGGAGACAGCAUCUUCGAACCUUCCGAGCUCGUUGA